Molecule: messenger RNA, 3469 nt
Organism: Cataglyphis hispanica
Lineage: Eukaryota; Metazoa; Arthropoda; Insecta; Hymenoptera; Formicidae
Product: atrial natriuretic peptide receptor 1
Exons: 19
Coding region: 68-3469 (1133 amino acids)
Biological process (GO): cGMP biosynthetic process; receptor guanylyl cyclase signaling pathway; protein phosphorylation
Cellular component (GO): membrane
Molecular function (GO): ATP binding; peptide receptor activity; protein kinase activity
Source: RefSeq, a predicted model, not a curated record
UAACCCGUCUCUACCACCUGUAGAUUUUUCCCUCCAAGUUCGACAGGAUCCGGUCCCCCUGACCAUUAUGUUCGCGAAAACGAGAUUGCUCGUACUGUCGAUUGUCGUUGCUUCGCAAGUGUCGUGGCUCGCGAGUGUGUCGCGUGUGGAUUACGGAAAUUCUCUACGGGUAUACAAUGUGGGCGUCCUUAUGGCGUCCCAUCUCGACAGCCCGUUUGAUCUUGAGCGAUGUGGUCCAGCAGUCGAUCUGGCUUUGGCAGAAGUGAACGAUUUCCUGAGUGUUCACAAUGUGCAGCUGCGCAAAGUACAGGGAAGUUAUCCAUCGUGUAGCGGAGCAACUGCACCCGGUUUGGCCGCGGACAUGCACUUCCGGGACAAUGUAAUAGCGUUCAUCGGGCCGGCUUGUGCGUUCGCCUUAGAACCGGUGGCACGACUCGCAGCUUAUUGGAAUACUCCAAUUAUCACGGGCAUGGGUGAUCAACCUCCCUCGGAAGGCGAACUGUCAGUCACAUCUGGUAUCCUUGGAAGGAUCCACAGGUGGAAGAAUGAAACGUCGGGAAUUUUCAAAGACAAAAGCAAGUAUCCCACUUUAACGAGAAUGUCGUACUGCCAGUGUCGAUUGCGGCUCGUCUUCUCUAGCGUGUUCAAAGAGUUCGGAUGGUCUCAUGUCGCGUUGAUAUUGGACAGAUCGGACUUGUUCUCGUUGACAGUAGGAAAGAAUUUGGAGUACGGUCUACGUAAAGAGGGACUCUUGAAGUUUGUGAGGGAUUUGGACGGAAAUUCCGAGGAUGAGUCGUAUCAUCUUUACCUUCGCGAUGCAAGCAUGUACGCCAGAAUUGUGAUACUCAGCGUCCGCGGAACACUGGUCAGGAAAUUUAUGCUGGCCGCCCACGAGUUGGAAAUGACACGAGGGGAGUGGGCUUUUCUUGAUGUCGAGAUAUUUCAUGGCUCUUACUGGGGCGAUCACGACUGGGAGGUUGGAGACGAGGACGACGCCGCUGCCAGAAAGGCUUAUGAAGCUCUACUGAGGGUCUCUCUUCUUCAGCCGACUAGUCCGCGAUUUCAGGGAUUCGCCGAUAAUGUAAGGCAACGCGCGCAGUCGGAUUACAAUUACACAUUUUCGGAAGGCGAAGAAGUGAAUUUCUUCGUCGGGGCUUUUUACGAUGGUGUUUACUUGUUAGGAAUUGCACUGAAUGAGACCUUGGCCGAGGGUGGCGAUAUCAGGGAUGGCAUAUCUAUAACAAGGAGAAUGUGGGAUCGAGACUUCAUUGGUAUUACGGGCCAUGUCAGGAUAGACGACAAUGGGGAUCGUGAUGCGGAUUACAGCAUCCUUGAUUUAGAUCCCAUUACCGGAAGGUUUGAAGUAGUCGCUCAUUAUUCAGGAUUAAAUCGAGAAUAUAAUUCUAUGUCUGGUAAGAAAAUCCAUUGGCCGGGAGGAAGAGAAGGACCUCCGCCAGAUAUUCCAGAGUGCGGCUUUUUAGGAAAUGAUCCGACUUGCACAUCGAGAACAGAAGCUUAUACUUUUGUAGCUUAUACAAGCAUAGCGCUCGCCGUAUUUCUACUCGUUGCAAUCACAGCCGCAUGUCUUUUAUACAGGCAUUUGCGAUUGUCCGCCGAUUUAAAUAACAUGUCUUGGCGUGUAAGACCUGAGGAAUUACUUCUCGAAGUUGGGAAACAAUUUUCGUCAAAAAUAAAUCUGCACCAAGCAAUGUCCGAUGCAAAUAAUUUUGGAUUGGAACAAAAAAUACGUCGCGGAUCGCUGAUCAGUUGCGAAUCUUUGCCGCCCGCGAGAGUUUUCACCACUAUUGGAAUAUAUAAGGGCGAGAGGGUGGCCAUCAAGAAGAUCACAAAGAAGAAGGUGGUCGAUGUUACGAAAAAAUUACUCUGGGAAAUUAAACAGGUCAGAGAUGUCACAUCGGAAAAUACUGUGAGAUUUAUCGGAGCUUGUCUCUGCUCGCCAUCACCGACUGUUUUGAUUCUCACGGAAUAUUGCCCUCGAGGAUCGUUGAAGGAUGUUUUGGAAAACGAGGCGAUUAAAUUGGAUUGGAAUUUUCGAAUGUCCUUGAUCCACGAUAUCGUCAAGGGAAUGUCCUAUCUUCAUGCUAGCGAAGUUUCCGCUCACGGGAAAUUACGAUCAUGCAAUUGUCUGAUUGACGGUCGUUUCGUACUGAAAAUCUCAGAUUUCGGGCUUAAAACUCUCACCACGCCCUCCGAUUUGAUUAUGGACGAGACUUAUUACACUAAAUUACUUUGGAUCGCUCCGGAAUUGCUGCCAUUAACGAUAACUCCAGGGAGCGCCGCGACGCAGAAGGGCGACGUUUACAGCUUCGCGAUUAUCUUGGAGGAGAUAGUGGUUCGUGGCGGUCCUUACGAGGUAGCCAGAACGUUUAUGACGGCACAAGAGAUCGUGAGCAGGGUAUCUGCAUCAGAGAAUCCUCCAUUGAGGCCAGAAGUUGCUCCAAAGGACUGUCCGCCGGACAUACUAUCGCUGAUGGAAAGAUGCUGGCAUGAAGUCCCCGACGAACGACCUAGCUUCCACACCAUUCGCGGCACGAUACGAGGAAUCAUGAAGGGAUAUUGCGAGAAUUUAAUGGACGAUCUGCUACGACGGAUGGAACAAUAUGCCAAUAAUUUGGAAGCUCUCGUUGAAGAGAAAACCGAGCAGUUAAGUUUGGAGAAGCGUCGUAGCGAGGAGCUGCUAUACCAAGUGCUUCCAAGACAAGUCGCUGAUCAGCUGAUGGCCGGGGAAAUAGUCCAACCGGAGCAAUUUGAGUGCGUCACCAUCUAUUUUAGCGAUAUCGUCGGUUUCACAGCGUUGUGUGCGCAGAGCAUGCCCAUGGAGGUCGUGGACUUUCUAAAUGACUUAUACAGCACCUUCGACAAUAUUAUUGGAUUCUACGAUGUUUACAAGGUGGAAACUAUAGGAGAUGCGUACAUGGUCGCGUCCGGUCUUCCGGAAAGGAAUGGCGACGAACACGCGAGAGAAAUUGGACUGAUGGCUCUGGCUAUAUUAGACGCCGUGAAAUCAUUUACUAUAAUGCACAAACAAAACACUCAAUUAAGUGUGCGGAUCGGUGUUCACAGCGGUCCAGUUUGUGCCGGGGUGGUGGGUCAAAGGAUGCCGCAUUAUUGCCUCUUUGGUGACACCGUAAAUACGGCAUCUCGAAUGGAAUCUUCUGGACUUCCUUUGAGGAUACAUGUUUCUGAAGCGACGAAAAAUAUCUUGGACAAGUUCAAGACAUUUGACCUCGAGCUCAGAGGAGAGGUGGAAUUAAAGGGAAAGGGUAGAGUGAUCUCCUACUGGUUGACAGGUUGCUCCGAGCCCAAUUCCAGGUUGGCCGUACCAAAAUACCGUAGGCUAAGCAGUACUCAACCCGAGAAUAAUCUGAAUCCAUUAAUUUUUCCACCGAAUAACACGAAUGGUCCGAAAGCGAGCAACAACACGUUCAUCAACUUGACAGAAUUGUAA